UUUCGGGAACAAUGGCACUGUGUGUGAGCACUCUGUGGGCCGCCUGGCCUUGACAGACCUCCAGCGCAGCCCAUCAGAUCGGCGUCCGGAAUGCCAGCAGCAGCUCCUCGCUGCCAGGCCCCAGUGUCUGAACGGCGGAAGGCUCCCCGGCGGCCCGAAAGAGCGCUGCGUCGCGCUUCCUGACCUGUCAGCACCAAUUAGCCUAAUCCUGCGCAGUGUCCCCAAGGCUUUGAGAUCGGCCACUCAGCUCCGAGCAGAUGGCUGAGAGCGGUGCGCUGCGCCGGGCUGCUGCGCCGGGCUGCUGCGAUAGGGUUCGUCUGCUCAUCGUGGACUCACUGGGCCCCUGCCUGCUGCUAAGCGCCGCCAGCCACGCUUUCCUGAAUUUUCCGCCAGCCUCGCCACCCGUCACCACCACCACCACACCCCCCCCCGCCACCGCAAGCUGAGCAGCCUCUCGCUGUCAGGGCUCCUGGGAGGGCGAGGACAACCUCUCGCCCUCGUCCUGCCCCGCGAGGAUCCGAGGCGGGGAGGCGCUCGCCUUAACCUGCGGCACUCCGUCACGUCCGCGUCGCCGCUGAGGGUGAAGCUCGGGCUUCCUGAGACCAUGGGGGCAUCACAUGGGAAGAAAAGGUACAGCGUUGAGCGGCCAUGUAUGAAAAACGGAAAUCACCUGAACGGCACAGCCUCGGCCUACGCGGAUCUCCGGCAGGACCCCCCGCGUGACCUCCGGCAGGACCCCUACAGGAGCCCUCAUGGGAACCGGCACCAAGACUGGGACCCGCACCAGGACCAACAUCUACACCAGCAGCAGCAGCAGCAGCAAUACCAGUACCGGGAGCCACCUCUGACGGCGGGCUUCGUGCCUCAUCCAGAUUACAUGGAGGGGGAUGAUGAUCUGAUCAAGCCCAAAAAGCUCCUUAAUCCAGUGAAAGCCUCUAAAAGCCACCAGGACCUCCACCGGGAGCUGCUCAUGAACCACAGGAGAGGCCAGGGUGUGGAGAGCAAGUCGGAGCUCCAGCGGGUGCUGGACCACAGGAAGAGGGAGCAGAUGAUGAAGCAGAGGAAGGCGGAGGAAGAGGCCCGGAGGAAGAUAUCACCUCUGGAACAGGAGCUCCUCAAGAGGCACAAGAAGCUGGAGGAGAUGGAGAAGGAGCAGGAGAAGCAGGAGGAGGAGAAGGGGGGCGCACCCGAGUUCAUCAAGGUGAAGGAGAACUUGAGGAGGACCAGUAUUCUGAGCACGGGGGAGAAGGAGGCGUAGGAGGUGCAGGAGGCCUCUCGCUGACACGGCGACCGCAACCAGUCACAUCCCGACUCUACCAUCCCGAUGACCGCACCCGGCGCAGCGCCCUCCUCAUCGCACGGCGGACAUGGCUUCUGGCUCUGUGGCGCCACCAAAACACCCCCUGGCUGUCAGAUCAAGUGUUGGGAGAAAUGAGGGACGUCGCAAGGAGAUGGAGGAGAAGCGGUCCGACCCGAGGGCACAGAAUGCGUGUUUCCGCUGGAGUCCGAAAGAGAACCGCGACGUGCGAUUCUGAUCUGUGGGUCAAAGCGUGCCGAGGUGUGUGUGUGUGUGUGUGUGUGUGUGUGUGUGUGUGUGUGGGAGGGACUAGAAACACACGUGUGCUUGUGCCGUCAGACAGUAUUACAUGGAUCAGCACUUGACCCCAUCUUUUAAUCCUCACAUGCCAAAAAAUGCCAAACUCAGACAACGUGCAACAGUCACAGCGUCCAUGUGUAUCCCGUUCCUCGGAACAUCCAAUAAUCGCUCAACGCUCCGGUGUUCGACGUUCCCGGUCCGAAUGGUAUCAUGCCUUAUGAUUACGGUUCGUGACGUUAGCGUGAAGGGCUACAGCAGUGAAGACCACAACACAUGUGGCUCUUUGUUCAAAAGCAAAAAGGUAUUAAAAUGCACUUUUAUAGCACAGGCUCUCACACACACACUGCUUAUAGACAAUAAGCCAGCAGGCAGCGUAGUAGUUGGAGAACUCCUGCGUUACCCUCAACAGGCCCUGGUUCAAGUCCCAGUCCUGCUGCAGGAGCUGUGAUGAAGGUCAACGAAAGACGAAGAGGGAGGAACGAUCAAUGUCCAUUUCUUGAAGAAAUUCAGUGCCACCUAGUUAAUGACACCAAACAUAGUGACACUAGAGCAUCAGUAGGUGCCUGGGGACAACUGGUAGAGUAGGGGUUCGAACCACCACCUUCACCCCCAAAGGCUGCAGGUUUGAUUCUCGCCUCGAGCUAUAGUACCCUUGAACAUGGCACUUACCUUAAAUGGCAGCAGUAAAAUGGGGAGCAGCUGAUUGAAUAACCAGAGUGAAAUAGCAAAAUGAUCAAUGUUGAUGUAUUUAGCAGGCAGUGUAAGUGUAGCCCAAGGUGGAAGUACAAUCAGGGUCUAUAGGUUAAGAACAGCCAUGAGUAAUACCGUUUUGUUGCGAUCAAUUUCAGCUUAGAGUGAGUUUAAAUGUGAAAAUUCUAGUAAAGAUGAACCGUUUUGACGGACGACCAAGUGCGAACAAAGCCGAAGACACCAGCAUCGCUGAUGAAGACGAUUAAGUUAUAAGAGUAACUGCGUGAUGGUCUGACAGUCAUUUCUAGAGCUUUGCCAUGUUUUUUAUAUGAACAUGACUCAUUGAGUCUUAAAAAAUGUGUUUUCCUUUGCAUUAACGUUUAUAGACAUUAUUCUUCCCUCUGUGUCUUCAGUCAUAUAAAUGUUACAUAUCUGUAUGUAGUCACCACUCUAUGUAUGAAUAUAUAUAUAUAUAUAUAUAUAUAUAUAUAUAUAUAGAAGAGCAGGUAACAUAGCCGUUAGUGCUGCUUUGUUUGGAUCUGAAAAUCCCAGAUAUUGCUCUAAUUCCCUUGGUCAAAGUACUUACCCUGAGCUGAAAGUGUAAAAAAUACCCAGCUGUAGAAAUGGGUAAACCAGUGUAAGCUGCUUCAAAGAAAAAUGUAGUAAAUAUUUGGCAGAACCCCUGAGUAUAAUGUACAGUUUGUUAUAGAUGUUAAGCUUAAUUAGAGAAAUUACAGUAUUCUACUUCUCCAUAAGCAAAAAAAAGUGACCUUCAUGCAAUAUUGCAUAACAGACAAAAGUACAUAAAAUGUUUUCUUAAAACUGCAGCAAAGUAGUUGGGAAAUCAGUAUGAACUUGGUUCAAGACAGUUCCCUGGGUGCGAUGCCAGGAUCCUUCUAGUGCCUUCCACAGAGCUCUGUGCAAGGGGACCCCCGCUGACCGCUCUCGCAGAGACCCUGCAGUCAGCGUUUGCCGAUCAUUCAUUUUUAACUCUAUCGGCUGAGUAUACAAUCAAUAUAAUCAGUCAAUAUAUCAAUAUAAUCAAUCCCAAACAUCACGUGUGUAGCUUGUGUCACAUGUGAAGUAGUGAUUUACUGUAGCUGUACAUCUGUGUAACAGAGCGAGCAAAAGACAAGAGACUACAGACUGUGUGUGUGUGUGUAAAAGUGAGGUAUUCCCACGUAAGAAAAGCACAUUUAAAGGAAAACGUAACUUUGAGCUAAAUGGUGUUCUGUAGGUGCAAUGCAGUCGUUUUCUUACCCUACAAGCAAAUUCAAUUGAGAAAGGUCAUCUUUCGCAGCACUUUAGAAACUAAAAUCAUUUAUUUCAGAAAAUAUUUAAAAUUGAGAGCAUUUAUAUAUUUUAAUAUAAAAGCAAUUCUAAUGUGGGUACAGUAUUCAUAAUUUAUACGCUUUUCUGUCUUCUUUCUCAGAGUUCCUCUAGUAUUUCGUUGUUUGUAGUUGUUUAAACCAUGUAAAAUUUGCCUUUACCUACUCUGCAAGCCACUGAAUACCACGUUUAUCAACAUCCAUAUGUUUAUACCUGUAUGCAGGUGAGCGUGUUUUUUAUCUCACGACAGUUUGUCUCAGUGGAUGAAAAGCACGAGGCCCUUAUUCCGCGGCACAAUGAUUGUAAUUAAUACCACACAUUGUUGUAAAUGGCAGCGCUCACUAUGACGAUGUAUCGCUAUGCAUAAGAUAAAUAAAGGAUAAUAAAUAAAGGACUAAUUGCACUUGUCAAGAAUCUCGCUGCGUUGUUUUGUUGGGGCCUAUUUUUCACAGCGCCUAAAUGAAAAUCUUAUUUAUGUGCUUUAAUUCCUCCGAGGGCGUUUGGCAGCCUGCUCUUCCAGGCCUAACUCAUCGCUUUCCCUCCAACUCAAAAUUGCGUUCCGUC
This is a messenger RNA of Scleropages formosus (Asian bonytongue), 4180 nucleotides long. RefSeq names its product actin-associated protein FAM107A. The record is from RefSeq and is a predicted model, not a curated record. Gene Ontology annotation, biological process: actin filament bundle assembly; regulation of actin cytoskeleton organization; actin filament polymerization. Gene Ontology annotation, cellular component: neuron projection; synapse; stress fiber. The transcript has 6 exons. Bases 605 to 1258 code for a protein of 217 amino acids. Lineage: Eukaryota; Metazoa; Chordata; Actinopteri; Osteoglossiformes; Osteoglossidae.